This is a messenger RNA of Neolamprologus brichardi, 3909 nucleotides long. RefSeq names its product staphylococcal nuclease and tudor domain containing 1 (gene snd1). Gene Ontology annotation, cellular component: nucleus; cytosol; RNAi effector complex. Gene Ontology annotation, molecular function: RNA binding; nuclease activity. The record is from RefSeq and is a predicted model, not a curated record. Gene Ontology annotation, biological process: regulatory ncRNA-mediated gene silencing; mRNA catabolic process. Lineage: Eukaryota; Metazoa; Chordata; Actinopteri; Cichliformes; Cichlidae.
AGCAUAUCCAUUAACUCCUAUUGACGCUGGUCUCCAGACCCGGAAGGAUUUUCACGUGUGUGGCAAAGUGUGUUUCCGGUAUAACGUGUGUGUUGAUCGGUGUUCAGCCUUUUUCUCUUGGCUUUCAUUAGAACAGUCAUUCACCUCAGAGUCCCAGCUCACUUGCCUGGUUACCCGUUAACGGCGUUGAAUCUCAAACCGGUGGACAUGGCAUCUGUUUCGGGACCAGCUCAGACAGCCUCUGCUUCGGCUCCUCCUCUGCAAAGAGGAAUCGUGAAGAUGGUCUUGUCAGGCUGUGCCAUCAUAGUUCGGGGUCAGCCUCGAGGUGGCCCACCCCCAGAGCGUCAGAUCAAUCUCAGCAAUAUCCGAGCUGGGGCCUUGGCCCGCCGAGCCGCACAGGGCCAGCCCGACAGCAAGGACACCCCUGACGAGCCAUGGGCCUUCCAAGCCAGAGAGUUCCUGCGGAAGAAGCUAAUCGGCAAAGAAGUGUGCUUCACAGUGGAAUACAAGAAUAUGCACAGGGAAUACGGCAUGGUCUACCUGGGGAAAGACACAACAGGUGAAAACAUUGCUGAGUCCUUAGUGUCCGAAGGCCUUGCCACAGUCCGCAGGGAAGGAUUCAGAGGGAACAAUCCAGAGCAGGCCAGACUGUGUGACUUGGAGGACCAGUCAAAGGCCUCUAAGAAGGGUUUGUGGAGCGAGGGUGGUGGCGCGCAGACUAUCCGCAACAUCAAGUACACCAUAGAGAAUCCCCGCAACUUUGUCGACUCCUUGCACCAGAAACCUAUCAAUGCCAUCAUCGAGCAUGUGCGGGAUGGAAGCGUUGUUCGUGCCUUGCUGCUCCCAGACUACUAUCUGGUCACUGUUAUGCUGUCUGGUAUUAAGUGUCCCACAUUCAAGAGGGAAGGAGAUGGUACAGAAACGCCAGAGCCAUUCGCAGCAGAGGCCAGAUUCUUCACUGAAUCCCGUCUUCUUCAGCGAGACGUUCAAAUCAUCCUGGAGAGCUGCCCCAACCAGAUCAUACUGGGCACAAUCCUUCACCCGAAUGGUAACAUCACAGAACUCCUGCUGAAAGAAGGGUUUGCACGCUGUGUGGACUGGUCCAUGGCUGUUUACACCCAGGGAGCUGAAAAACUCAGAGCUGCUGAACGAUCUGCUAAAGAGCGCAAGGUUCGGAUCUGGAAAGACUAUGUGGCGCCGACAGCCAACUUGGAUCAGAAGGACAGGCAAUUUGUAGCUAAGGUGAUGCAGGUGGUCAACGCUGACGCCAUGGUGGUCAAGCUCAACUCUGGCGAAUACAAGACCAUCCACCUGUCCAGCAUUCGGCCCCCAAGGAAUGAGGGAGAGGAGAAGAACAAGGACAAAGACAAACGCUUCCGUCCCCUCUAUGACAUCCCCUACAUGUUUGAGGCCCGAGAGUUCCUGAGGAAGAAGCUCAUUGGUAAAAAGGUCAACGUGACAGUGGACUACAUCAGAGCAGCUACUGGUCCAGGAGAAGGCACGCCUGCCUUCCCAGAGCGUACCUGUGCUACAGUCACAAUUGGCGGCAUCAACAUAGCAGAGGCUCUCGUAAGUAAAGGCCUUGCCACAGUCAUCAGAUACAGACAGGAUGAUGACCAGCGCUCCUCCCACUAUGACGAACUGCUUGCCGCAGAGGCACGGGCUAUCAAAAAUGGGAAAGGGCUGCACAGCAAGAAGGAGGUUCCCAUCCACAGAGUGGCUGACAUCUCUGGGGAGACACAGAAAGCCAAGCAGUUCCUGCCCUUCCUGCAGAGGGCUGGCCGGUCAGAGGCUGUGGUAGAAUACGUCUUCAGCGGCUCGCGCUUAAAGCUGUACAUGCCAAAAGAAACCUGCCUCAUCACAUUCCUCCUUGCCGGUAUUGAAUGUCCACGCAGUUCCCGGAAUACGCCCGGAGGCGUACAGGUGGCUGAACCCUUUAGUGACGAGGCCAUGCUGUUCACCAAAGAGCUGGUGCUGCAAAGGGAGGUGGAAGUUGAAGUGGAAAGCAUGGACAAAGCAGGGAACUUCAUUGGCUGGCUGCACAUUGAAGGUGUGAAUCUGUCUGUGGCACUGGUAGAAAAUGCUCUGUCCAAGGUGCACUUCACAGCGGAGCGCAGUGCCUACUAUAAAACCCUGGUUGCAGCAGAGGAGGGGUGCCGACAGAGGAAAGAGAAGAUCUGGGCCAAUUAUGAGGAGAAACCAGUGGAGGAGGUCGUGCAUCUUUCAGAGGAGAAGGAGCGCGUGGCAAACUACAAACCAGUCUAUGUCACUGAAAUCACCGACACCCUGCACUUCUACGCCCAGGAUGUAGAGACAGGAAGUCAGCUGGAGAAUCUGAUGGAGACCAUGAGAGCAGAAAUCGCCGCCCAGCCACCAGUGGAAGGAUCCUACUCUCCACGCCGGGGAGACUACUGCAUAGCCAAGUUUGCUGAUGGUGAAUGGUACAGAGCCAGAGUGGAGAAAGUUGAGUCACCGGCAAAGGUCCAUGUCUUCUACAUUGACUAUGGCAACAGGGAAGUUGUGUCAUCCACCCGUCUGGCUCCCAUACCUCCGGCCUUCAGCACAAGGACCCUGCCAGUACAGGCCACCGAGUAUACCUUCGCCUUCAUCCAGGUCCCCCAGGACGAGGACGCCCGUGCUGAUGUGGUGGACUGCGUGGUGCGAGACAUCCAGAACAGCCAGUGCCUGUUGAAUGUGGAGUACUCGGGUGCCACCUGCCCACACGUCACAAUACAGUUUGGGGACACCAAGGAGGACGUGGGCCUCGGCUUGGUCAAAGAGGGCUUAGUCAUGGUGGAUGUCCGCAAGGAGAAGCAUCUGCAGAAGAUGGUGACAGAGUACCUGAACAGUCAAGAAUCUGCCAAGAGUGCCAGGCUCAACAUUUGGCGCUACGGAGACUUCCGUGCCGACGACGCAGACGAGUUCGGUUACAGCCGUUAAAGAAAGGAAAGAUGAAAGAAGAUGCACAAAAAAGAGAACAGACCAUCCAUUAAACACCAUUCCAAAGACCAACAUGGACGGCAAGUGAUGCUUCGGACAGAAGAUGAACUAAACAACAAGCUCGCGACUCACUCUUCCCUCAUAUUUAGCAUUUCAACCCUCCCAUCUGGCUUUUCUUCUUCUCUUACAUCUUGUCCUCCUGCUAGCCCCAGUAGCUCCAUAUAGAGCAUGCUAGCAAAGCUAUAAGAAAAAAUAAUUAUCAUGCAAGAAUCACUUUCCUUUCGUCCUUUAGUUUCCCUAAUCAGCGGCUGCACUAUUGCCGGUCCGUUAUUUGCCACACUAUCCUCUCAGCAGUACCUGUGUGAAUGAUAAUAAGUGAUGCCUACGUAUGUGUUUCAGCCAGUCAUCGACUUUGCUCUCUGACACUCUAGCCCAAGCCCUGCUUUCCUCUUUACUCGGAAGGGAACGUCUGUUUCGCAGGAAAAAGCUCAAUUUUUUUUUAAUCUUUGUUUUUUUAAGCAACAAAUGCUUCCCUAAUGAAUUUCUUGUAAAUGUGAGGAUAUGUUGAAAGGUGUAUAUUGCUUUGUUUUAGAAAAGUGCUGUAGGUGAAGCCACACAGACUUGAAAAGAAAAAAACAAACAAACAAAAAAAAAAAGGAUGAAUUAUUUUUGUCUUCAGUGUAUAUCUGUGUGAUUAUGACAUUUGCAGAUGUUUUUGUGGGGAGUGUUUCGUCGUUUAUUCACUGUCACACUUUUAUGACCAGUAAAUAUCGAUGCCUUCACGUGGCAUUUUAUCAUCUCUUCUUCUGUAAAGUUUACAUUCUGAUAACGGUAAUGAUCCUGUCUCUGGCAGUCUCUUCUCUUCCUGUCUCUGUAUGCCAUGGCAGAUACAGUGUUUGAAUUUGUUUCCACAUAAUGGACCUUUGCAUUCUAUUAAAAAUCUGAUGAAUAAAAAAUAAGCAAAUUAAA